Messenger RNA from Uloborus diversus, 1086 nucleotides. RefSeq lists its product as uncharacterized. NCBI's taxonomy places the organism in Eukaryota, Metazoa, Arthropoda, Arachnida, Araneae, Uloboridae. Gene Ontology annotation, molecular function: nucleic acid binding; protein dimerization activity. The transcript has 2 exons. Bases 1 to 1086 code for a protein of 361 amino acids. The record is from RefSeq and is a predicted model, not a curated record.
AUGCUAUCUGCUAGAGAUACUAUUCGACAAUGCAUUAGGAAAUGCAUGACUUGUGCCAAGAUUAAAGCUCAAAGCGCUCAGCACAUGUUAGGCUAUUUGCCAGCUGCACGAGUAACGCCAUCCCAACCAUUUCUUAAAUGUGGCGUUGACUAUGGUGGCCCUUUCUCCAUACGGAUGUCAAACAGCUCCAGAGCAAAAACCUGCAAGGCAUAUCUAUGUCUAUUUAUGUGCUUUUCAACUAGAGAAAUUCACUGUGAACUAAAUAGUGAUUUGUCAACAAAUGCCUUCAUAACUGCCUUUAAACGUUUUAUUUCACGUCGCGGUAAAUGUUCUGACAUUUACAGUGAUUGCGGCACUAAUUUUAUUGGUGUGAAGAAGAAACUUGACGCACUUCAUGCAUUAUUCAAAUCACCAAACCAUAACGAGAAAAUAGGUCAUUACUUACCUGAUGAAGGUGUCAACUGGCACUUCAACCCACUAGCUGCUCCUCACAUGGGAGGCAUUUGGGAAGCGGGCAUCAAAUCUGUAAAAUUCCAUCUUAAGCGCAUCAUAUCAAACGUAAUAUUAACUUACGAAGAGUUGUACACGAUCAUAGUGCAAGUUGAGGCAUGUCUCAAUUCUCGUCCUCUCUCACCUCUGUCAGGUGAUCGAAAUGAUCUUUCAGUGCUCACACCAGGACACUUUCUUGCUGGUGGUCCUCUAAACGCUGUUCCAGAAACAGAUUUUACAUCUUCUAAACGCAACCAUCUGACACGCUGGCAGUUGACGCAACGUCUAUUGCAGCACUUCUGGAGACAUGGACAAUGGGCUAUGUUGUCCAAAGAAAUUGGACCUCUUGGACAGCCGUUGUAUGAAAAGUUAAGCGAGGUUAUGCUAGGGAUACUGACAAACCCAAAUAGUAAUGCCACCUGUGAGCGCAUAUUUAGUCUUGUUCGGAGGAACAAAACUGUUUUCAGAAGCUCUAUGAACAUAUCGACCCUGCAAGCAAUUCUCAUUGCAAAAUCUCAAAUUACUGAUGCUUGUUACUUGCAAAAUUAUGAUAAGGAGUUUUUGAACAAAGCAAAAUCAGCUACAACAGUUGCAUAA